AUGGCGGACAGUAAAGCGACAAAAUAUCCAUUGGGCUCGCCGCAAGAGCAUAUUGAAAUGUGUGAAUUUCACGAAUUGCCUAUUGAUAUGAUAUGUGAGGACUGUGAUAAAUUUAUUUGUGCUGAGUGUGCCAAAACAGAUCAUAGAAAUCAUGAUUGGAAAACUCUUCCAACUGCAGCUAGCCUAAGGAGGAGGGGUCUGCUUAACUUUAUGAAGAAAAUCAAGGAAGAAGAUUUUUCUGGGAUUGACGAGAAGAUAGUGAAGAUGUCAAAACAAGUCAUAGGAAAUAAAAAACUUUGUGACUGUGAGAUUAAAAAACUACAGAAGCAUUAUGAUGAGAUAAUGGCCAGACUGACAGUUAUAAAAAAACACCAUGAACAAACAUUGAGAGGUAAUUUAGUUAAAAUUAAUGAUCAACUGAACCAUGUGAAAUCUGAGUUAGAAAAGAAGAAACGAAGAAUUAUUGACACUGUGGAAUUCUUGGAGGAGAGCAACAGCACCAUGUCAGAUUACAGCUUGAUUGACAACCACAGAGAACUGACAAAAAUGCUGUCUGAAUUGGAGGUUCCUAUAAAAAAUUAUGAAUAUUCAGUGACGUACACAAGAGGUGAGAUAAACGAGGACUUAAUUGAGUCUUUGGUUGGAAGAAUUACUUUAGAUUUAGAUUGCAUUGAUGUGACUCAGAUUAACUCAUUUCAAUAUGGAGAUAAUAUAAUAGUUGUGUUAGAGACAGUCAGUGAAGAGGAAUGUUACAUAAGAGAAUUUAAAUCAAAAUAUAUAGAAAAGGUCAACAAUCAAGGUGCCAAAAGAGGAAAAAUUAGUCUCACUCCUAAUGACAUGUGUGCGACUGAUAUCGGUGAAGUUUAUUUCAGUGACUUAAGUAAUAAGACCAUCGGCCGUCUGUCACCAUAA
Saccostrea echinata is the source of this 912-nucleotide messenger RNA. Its product is annotated as tripartite motif-containing protein 75-like. Gene Ontology annotation, molecular function: zinc ion binding. Bases 1 to 912 code for a protein of 303 amino acids. The record is from RefSeq and is a predicted model, not a curated record. Lineage: Eukaryota; Metazoa; Mollusca; Bivalvia; Ostreida; Ostreidae. The transcript has a single exon.